AUGCAGUUGCUGAAUGGGCCAAAUGUAGCAGAUCAAGGAAAGCUGACAGCAAGAGAACGAAUUCUUCUGCUGCUGGACCCCGACAGUUUUGAUGAGUAUGAUAUGUUUGUGGAACACAGAUGUUCUGACUUUGGGAUGGACUCUAAUAAGAACAAGUAUCCUGGAGACAGUGUGGUGACUGGCCGCGGACGGAUUAAUGGGAGACUGGCUUAUGUUUUCAGUCAGGAUUUUACUGUAUUUGGAGGUAGUUUGUCUGGAGCUCAUGCCCAGAAGAUCUGCAAGGUCAUGGAUCAAGCUGCCUUGGUUGGGGCGCCUGUGAUCGGGCUGAAUGACUCUGGAGGAGCCCGUAUCCAGGAGGGAGUGGAGUCCUUGGCUGGCUAUGCAGAUAUAUUUUUGAGAAAUGUUCUGUGUUCGGGAGUGGUUCCACAGAUCUCCCUCAUCAUGGGUCCUUGUGCUGGUGGAGCUGUGUAUUCGCCUGCUUUAACUGAUUUCACGUUCAUGGUGAAGGAUACAUCCUAUCUAUUCAUCACUGGCCCAGAUGUAGUUAAGUCUGUUACCAAUGAAGAUGUCACCCAAGAGCAGCUUGGGGGUGCGAAGACGCACACUGCUGUAUCUGGAGUCGCACACAGAGCCUUUGAGAACGAUAUAGAUGCUUUGCUUAAUCUCCGAGAGUUCUUUAAUUAUUUACCUCUUAGCAACCGUGAUCCAGCUCCAGUCUGUGAAUGCCAUGAUCCCAGUGACCGUUUGGUUCCUGAGCUGGACACAGUUGUCCCAAUUGAAUCUACUAAAGCCUACGAUAUGCUGGAUAUCAUACACUCCAUUGCUGAUGAAAGGGAAUUCUUUGAGAUCAUGCCUGCCUACGCCAGGAACAUCGUUGUUGGAUUUGCCAGGAUGAAUGGACGAACCGUUGGGAUAGUGGGCAACCAACCCAAAGUAGCAUCAGGGUGCUUAGACAUAAAUUCUUCCGUGAAAGGAGCCCGCUUUGUUCGCUUCUGUGAUGCUUUCAACAUACCGCUGAUUACUUUUGUGGAUGUUCCUGGAUUUUUGCCAGGUACAGCUCAGGAGUACGGUGGAAUCAUACGUCACGGUGCAAAACUACUGUUUGCCUUCGCAGAAGCAACUGUGCCUAAAAUUACUAUCAUCACCAGAAAGGCCUAUGGGGGCGCCUAUGAUGUGAUGAGUUCAAAGCAUUUAAGAGGAGAUGCAAAUUACGCCUGGCCUACUGCAGAGGUGGCGGUGAUGGGUGCAAAGGGUGCUGUCCAGAUCAUUUUCAGAGGAAAAGAGGCAGACGCAGAGGCAGAAUAUGUGGAGAAGUUUGCAAACCCCUUUCCUGCAGCCAUGAGAGGUUUUGUUGAUGAUAUCAUCCAACCUUCGAGCACCCGCCUGCGCAUCUGCCAUGACCUAGAUGUGCUGGCUAGUAAAACACAGUCCAGUCCCUGGAAGAAACAUGCUAACAUCCCACUACUGUCCCGAGUUGCAACUUUUACCUGCUGGCUGCAGCAACACUGGGUCUCAGGUUGGUAUUGAUGGCCUCCAGACACGGGUGGGACAGAGAAGAUGGAGCCAGCCUCCUCUUGAGGGACAAGAGACAAUGCGCCCAAAUUGGAAAAAGGUCAAUUCUGGUGGGACAUAAAAAUUU
Messenger RNA from Egretta garzetta (little egret), 1639 nucleotides. It is a transcript of the gene PCCB, whose product is annotated as propionyl-CoA carboxylase subunit beta. Lineage: Eukaryota; Metazoa; Chordata; Aves; Pelecaniformes; Ardeidae. Bases 1 to 1527 code for a protein of 508 amino acids. The transcript has 16 exons. Gene Ontology annotation, molecular function: propionyl-CoA carboxylase activity. The record is from RefSeq and is a predicted model, not a curated record. Gene Ontology annotation, cellular component: mitochondrion.